Messenger RNA from Salarias fasciatus (jewelled blenny), 2446 nucleotides. RefSeq names its product phosphatidylinositol glycan anchor biosynthesis, class Q (gene pigq). Bases 93 to 1895 code for a protein of 600 amino acids. Gene Ontology annotation, cellular component: endoplasmic reticulum; membrane. The transcript has 14 exons. Gene Ontology annotation, biological process: GPI anchor biosynthetic process. Lineage: Eukaryota; Metazoa; Chordata; Actinopteri; Blenniiformes; Blenniidae. The record is from RefSeq and is a predicted model, not a curated record.
CAUAAACAGAGAAAAUGAAGCUUGCUCGGUGUCACAGGUGAACUCUAAAGGCUUACAUUCGUUUUAAAUAAGAGCUGCGGGAGGCCGCCGCCAUGGUGCUGAAGAUCUUCUUCCCGCAGUGCUGCAACCGGGCCGACAGCGGGCUGCUGGUGGGCCGCUGGCUGUCCGGGCAGGACUCGGCCGUGGUGCUGGCGGUGAUCCACUACCCCUUCAUCCCGGGGCAGGUCAAGCAGUACCUGCAGCAGAUGCAGAGUCAGAGCGGCGUGGAGCUGUCGGUGCUCGGCUCCUGGAGUUUACCGGCGGAGGGGCAGGAGGGCAUGGAGAGCUUCCUCAGGGACCUCAGCACCAUCUUCCCCCAGCAGCCCUGGCUCCAGAUCCGACGGGAGCUGGGAAAGACCGGCUUCACCUGCGAGGUCCUGCGCCGGGAUCAGAAGGGGAGACGAGCUCAACAAGAAGCCACCAAGAGGAGGAAGAAGGAGGGGGAGGAGGAGGAGGACGGUGAGGAUGGAGAUAAAGAGGAGGAGGACGACGAAGAGAAAGUGAUCUUCGUCCACUACGAGCAGAGGAAAGUCAUGCUGUCGCAGCUUCAUCCCAUCCAGAGCCGAGACGAGAAAACUGAUCCCCCGUCUGAACUCCGACAGAUGUUCCGGACGGUGGCCCUCAGCCAGCCCCUCUUCUUCCUGGACCGGUACGACGACGGCCCUCUGAAGUCGACCCACUGGCAGUCUGAGGGCCGGGAGGCCAGCAUCAUCGUGGAGCUGCUCAAACAAGCGUCGGUGCCGGUCUGCCUGCUGCUGCGCUGUCUGCUGGCCGUGUGGACCGGCGUCUGCAGCGCCCGGAUCUUCAGUCUGGCCCCGCUCACCUUCCUGUCCAGUAAACUGUCCACCUGCGUCCAGCUGAGCUACAGAACCGACCACCUGAGGGCGCUGUGCUCGCCCAAACCCGCCGCCGACCACCCGCAGUUCAUGAGGAAAGCCAACAUCCUGGUGUCCCUCCUGCUGGACGCGGCUCUGGGCCUGCUGCUCAUCUGGUGGCUCUACACGGACGACCACAUCGCCCGGCUGGCCGGCGCCCUGGUCCCCGCGGCCGACCGGGUGGCCCGGGAGCUGGAGGAGCUGCUGCAGUGGCUGAUGGGAGCUCCGGCAGGUCUGAAGAUGAACCGGGCCCUGGACCAGGUCCUGGGCCGAUUCUUUCUCUACCACAUUCACCUCUGGAUCAGCUACAUCCACCUCAUGGCGCCCUUCAUCGGUGGCGUCCUGUGGUACGGCGGGCUGUCGGCCUGCCUCGGACUCACCUUCGCCCUGUCGCUGCUCUCCGACAUGGUGGCCCUCUUCACCUUCCACAUCUACUGCUUCUACGUGUACGGGGCCAGGCUUUACUGUCUGAAGAUUUACGGCCUCUCGUCUCUCUGGAGACUCUUCAGAGGAAAGAAGUGGAACGUUCUGAGGCAGCGAGUCGACUCCUGCUCCUACGACCUGGACCAGCUCUUCAUCGGGACGCUGCUCUUCACCGUGCUGCUCUUCCUGCUGCCCACCACUGCUCUCUACUACCUGGUCUUCACUCUGUUGAGGCUGGUGGUGGUCUUCUUCCAGGGCCUCCUCCACCUCAGUGUGGACUUCAUCAACUCCUUCCCGCUCUUCGCCGUCGGCCUCCGACUCUUCCGGCCCUACAGACUGGCAGAGGGAGUGAAGUUCAGGGUUCUGUGUGAUGAACCAGGUGUGGCUCUUCACCUGCUGAUGGAGAUCAACCCCCUGCGGUGCAGCUCGGUGCUGCAGACCUACCGAACCCCCACCUACAGCUGCUACCCCAGAGACUCCUGGGCCGCCCUGGUCAAGAAGCUGUUCGUAGGCGAGCUGGUUUACCCCUGGAGACACAAGACGGCCAAGACCGAGUGAGAGGACCAGGACUGGAGGACCGGAGGACAGUCUGGGACACGACCCGCCAUCAGCUGGGAGGAAGAACUUCCAGCAGGUCACGAACUCACUUCUCCAUGAGAAUAAAUCCAGAUGCUGAAGGAAAGUCUGCUCCUUCUGUUUUGCAGAUCAUGUGUGUUGAUAGGAGGGGCAGAUCUGAGAGGGCAAACGGUAAAGAAAUGUUUGUCUAAAAGAAACUAUUUUCACACUGAAUAGAAAAAAGUUUUUAAUUUAGCUGAAAAAAAGGAAAAAACUGAAGAGUUGAAAACCAGACUGAUUUAAAAUAAGUUAUUUUUAAAUCAGUCACAGAUUUCAUUGCAAUAACUAAUUCAAGCACCUCUUAGUUUUAAUUAUUUUAUUGAACAAAAAUGUUUUUAAUUUAGGUAAAAGAAACUACAAAUAAGAUUGGAUCAUUUAAAGGUGCUGUAGGCAGGAUUUUGCUCGUCAGUGCUAAUGUUUCUGUGUUUUCUUUGGAUUAAAUGUUAGAGUAUCCAUUGAUAAUCCUUUAGGAGUGUAGCAUAACUGCUCUACCG